CUAAUGAAUGGAGGAAAUCAUUCAGUAGUGUCUGAAUUUGUGUUCCUGGGACUCUCCAAUUCCCGGGAGAUUCAGAUUUUUCUUUUUUGUUUUUCUUGUCUCUUCUAUGUUUCUAGUUUGACAGGAAACUUCCUCAUAGUCAUCACUGUAUCCUUUGACCGUUACUUGUACUCCCCCAUGUACUUUCUGCUGGCCAACCUUUCUGUUAUUGAUUUGAUAUUUUGCUCCGUUGCAGCACCCAAGAUGAUUUGUGAUCUUUUCAAGGAGAAGAAAGUCAUCUCUUUUGGGGGCUGUAUGGCUCAGAUCUUUCUCAACCAUGCUGUUGGGGGUACUGAGAUGGUGCUGCUCAUAGCCAUGGCCUUUGACAGAUACGUGGCCAUAUGCAAGCCUCUCCACUACUUGACCAUCAUGAGCUCACGGGUGUGCACUUUGAUACUAGUCGUUGCCUGGAUCAUCGGUCUCAUCCACUCGUUGAGCCAGUUGGUGUUUGUUGUAAACUUGCCCUUCUGUGGCCCUAAUGUGUUAGACAGCUUUUAUUGUGACCUCCCUCGAAUCAUCAAACUCGCUUGCACAGAUACCUAUAAAUUUGAGUUUAUGGUCUCUGCUAAUAGUGGCUUCAUUUCCUUAGGUGCUUUCUUCUUGCUCAUCCUCUCGUACAUCUUCCUCCUGUUCACUCUUCAGAAACACUCCUCAGGAGGUUCAUCCAAGGCACUUUCUACUCUGUCAGCUCACAUUACUGUGGUGAUUUUAUUCUUUGGUCCACUUAUAUUUUUCUACACAUCGCCAUCUCCCUCCACACAUCUGGACAAAUUUCUAGCCAUAUUUGAUGCACUUGUGACCCCUUUACUAAAUCCAGUCAUCUACACAUUCAGGAACAGAGAGAUGAAGAAUGCAAUGAAGAGAGUAUUCAGGCGGGUCGUGGCUUUUUAG
Messenger RNA from Lepus europaeus (European hare), 930 nucleotides. RefSeq names its product olfactory receptor 4F15-like. The transcript has a single exon. Gene Ontology annotation, molecular function: olfactory receptor activity; G protein-coupled receptor activity. Gene Ontology annotation, biological process: G protein-coupled receptor signaling pathway. Gene Ontology annotation, cellular component: membrane. Bases 4 to 930 code for a protein of 308 amino acids. The record is from RefSeq and is a predicted model, not a curated record. Lineage: Eukaryota; Metazoa; Chordata; Mammalia; Lagomorpha; Leporidae.